AUGAUCCAGUUUGGGAGUCAGCAGGCGCUCGACGGGAGCCACGUCGCGCUGCUGGUUCUCAUCACCUACUUCUGCCAGGCAGGGGCGCCGGAGGGGGAGAGCAGGGCGCAGUGCGUGCUGCUCCUGUUCCUCGCACGCGCGGUCGAGUCGCUCGACGACGCGCCGCCGUCGCUCGCGGCACUCCACGCGCGCCUGCGCCGCGCGCUUGGAGCGUACCCCGAGACGCUGACCGGCGUACAGACGUAUCUCGACCAGUGGUUUGCGCUGCUUUGGAACGUCGAUGGGCUCGCCGAGCUCUUUCACAGCAAGAUCCCCGAGUGCUUAUGCCUCGUGCCAGAGGACGCAGACCAGUCGCAUACCCAGCUCCUGGACCGCCGCUCGUACCUCGGCUUGUAUGUGCGCCGCGCGCGUCUCGCAUUCGAGAUGCUCCUCGACCUGGAGCGGCUGCAGCUCGCGUCGAUGUGUGCCGCAUGGCGCGACGGCGACGCGCACGGACUCGCCGACGAAUGGCGGCAGCACAACCAGGCGCGCGCGUUUCUGCAGUGGCGCACGAGCGCACGGAAAGGCGACUAUGCUGCAGCCAAGAACGAGCUCCACGCAUUCUUUGACCUGACGAUCCCAGGGUGCGAGCAGGAGCUGCACCAGCACGCCCUGCUCAACCUUGCCCAGUUUCACAUUCACACAAAAGGAUACCCCGCCGCCCGCACGACGCUCGACGAAGCGAUCCUCCUCGCGCGUACCGUCGGCGACACAGAGUGCAUGCGCGCCUGCGACGACCUGCUGCAGCAGCUGGCGUACCUCGACCCCGAGCCGGGGAAGGAGCACGCGUGGCUCCUCACGCGGCGCGACACGGACACGCAGCUCGCGUGCGGCGCCUAUUCUCCGCUUGCGCUAUGGAAAGCGGACCGCGACGCGGAGCACGGCAAGCCGCUCCUCGCGAUCAUCCAGUCGCUGGCCAAUGCGACGUGGGCUUCGCGGUCCUCCGACAAACACGCGCCGGGGCCGGAUUGGGAGCCACGGCCGAGCAUUGAGCGCAGCGCAGCGUGCGCCUCGGCGGUGCUUGCGCAGACAUGGCUACGUCUCGGUAUACCUGCGCUCGCCGAGGCGUACACCGCGCACGUCGCGCGCCUCGAGGAAAGUGCGCCGCGCAGCUGGCCUGCGAUGCGCCUGCGCACCGCCGCCACGCGCGCGUACGCACUUGCGGAGCGCGGCGCGUACGACGCGGCCGUGUGUGAGCUCGUUGCGCCGCGUGUCGUGCGCCUCGUUGCGGAUCAUGCGCAGCUCGACGAGUGGCAGCAGAGUCUCUGGCGCAUAGCGUAUAUGCGUGCGCGGCGGCAGCGACACACUGCGUCGCUGCGGCGCCUCGCAGAGCUGUGCCCCGGCCUGGAUGCUGACGCCCAGGUCGCGCCGCCGACGCAGCGUAUACUUGACGAAGCGAAAGACGUGAUUGCCGCACAGCAGCCCUACCAGAGCCUCGACCGCCUGAUGCAGGCGAUCGCCUCCGCCGAGAAGCAGAACCUGUACCCGUUGCAGCGCAGCGGCCUCGCGUGCCUCGCCGAGAUCAUGACGACCUCGCUGCAGCUGCCGGAACAGGCGCUCGCGACGCUCUCCGAGAUCCUCCCCCAGGCACUCGCGGACGCCAACGCCGAGCGCCGUGCGUACUCCAUGUGCGUGUACGCCAAAUGCUUGCUGGCCACACAGGAUAUCCAAGGCGCACGUACGUGGCUCGCACGCGCCCAGCAAGACUUUUUCGCUACGGAAAACUACAACGAGCGCGCCGCGUGCCUGUACCUCGAGGCCCGCCUCGCGCAGCACGCCAAUGACCCUUCUGCACGCGACGCAGCGGCCACGGCCUACCACGUUGCGCGCGAGCAGGAGCAGCACGCGGCGACCGACGCCGCGCCAGCCGCCGGCUUGGAAGACCUCCACAUGCUCGUUAUCGCCGUUCGGCAGCGUCCGGUGGACGAUGCGGUGAACAUCAUCAAGAUGGUCCUGAAGGACACGUUCGAGAGCAAGGACGGCUGGUCGUUCUUCUCGAUCGAAGACUCGGACUGUGAGUUGACGUAUGCCGACCGCAACGGCGUCGUGGCGGGCUCGGGCGACCGCGCUGCGAACGAGCGCCCGAAGCGCGCAGAGACGACCGACAUCCGCUUCCGUAUGAAGGUGCAGCCGCGUAUGACGAACCAGUUCGGCACGAUGCACGGCGGAUGUGCGGCCUCGAUCAUCGACACGCUUUCGUCCUUCAUUAUUCCCCUGUACUCGACCGGCGAUGUGGGGCAGCCGUGGAUCACGUUUGGCAUGUCGCAGACGCUCACGGUCAACUACCUCGCGCCCACGCGCCUCGGCUCCUGGAUCGAGGUCGCGGUGAAGGGCAUGUCGGUCGGCAAGAGCGUCGCCCUGCUCGAGACCGAGAUCUGGGAGCUGAGCGGCGACAAGUCUAGCGACCGCAAGGUGCGCACUGCUUUCAGCACGCACACCAAGAUCGACGUGAGCGGCAAGCUCGCCAAAAUCUAG
Messenger RNA from Malassezia japonica, 2514 nucleotides. RefSeq lists its product as uncharacterized. Bases 1 to 2514 code for a protein of 837 amino acids. Gene Ontology annotation, biological process: protein K11-linked ubiquitination; positive regulation of mitotic metaphase/anaphase transition; anaphase-promoting complex-dependent catabolic process. The record is from RefSeq and is a predicted model, not a curated record. NCBI's taxonomy places the organism in Eukaryota, Fungi, Basidiomycota, Malasseziomycetes, Malasseziales, Malasseziaceae. The transcript has 3 exons. Gene Ontology annotation, cellular component: anaphase-promoting complex.